Botrytis cinerea B05.10 is the source of this 1358-nucleotide messenger RNA. RefSeq lists its product as hypothetical. The transcript has 2 exons. The coding region runs from base 150 to 1043 and encodes 297 amino acids. Lineage: Eukaryota; Fungi; Ascomycota; Leotiomycetes; Helotiales; Sclerotiniaceae. The record is from RefSeq and is a predicted model, not a curated record.
GCCAUGCCGGUGAAUACCCGUUCAAAAUCCGCUUUGAGUCCAUUUACUAUUCUCUAUCACUUCACUACAUAGCCACGUAUUAAUCGAGGCUUCAUCAAGAAAUACUUAUUAUACUUCGAUAAACUUGCGACCAAUAUUAGCUCCCAAUCAUGUCUGCGACUCAAACCCCACUCAAGAUUGGAUACGUCCCUGAGCACUUCUCUACCCCUCUUUACUUUGCGCAAAAGCAUUUCGGUCUUGAAGCCGAAUUGAUCCCAUUCCCAUCUGGCACUGGGCAUAUGAUUACAUCUAUACGUUCGGGAGAAAUCGAUGUAGGUAUUGGUCUCACUGAAGGUUGGGUAGCUGGAUUGGGGAAAUCUGAUGUGGAAGGAGAUGGAGGAUAUAGAAUUGUCGGGACUUAUGUUGAAACGCCAUUGUGCUGGGCAAUCUCUACCGGCGCAAACAGACCGCUAAACAGCAUCGCACAUCUAAAGAACGGCAAAAUUGGGGUUUCAAGAAUUGGCAGUGGGAGCUAUGUGAUGGGAUUCGUUUUGGCAGAUGAGCAGGGCUGGCUCAAUGAAAACCAAUCGUCAGAGGGACCAUUCGAGGUCGUUCCUCUACAGACUUUCGAGAAAUUGCGCAAUGGUGUGAACGAUAGUACAGUGGAUUUCUUCAUGUGGGAACAUUUUACCUCCAAACGAUACUAUGAUAAUGGAGAGAUUAAGCGUAUUGGGGAAAUAUAUACACCAUGGAGCAGUUGGAAAAUUGUUGCCAGCACAAAAGUCCUUCAAAACAAGGAAGAUAAGAGGUUGGACGAUUUGUUUGAGAAAAUCGACAAGGGAGUGAGAUAUUUCGAGAAGAACCAGGCCGAGGCGGUGAAAUAUAUCAGCACUUCGUUGGACUAUAGCGAGGAGGAUGCAAAGGAAUGGUUGAAAACUGUCAGAUUUGCAAGUGCCACAAAGAACGUAGAUGUAGCAGUCAUUCAGAAGACUGUGACUACUUUGCAGAAGGCUAAAGUGCUAGGAGAUGACGGUAUGUCUGCAGAACAGAUGAUUAUUCAAUAAUAUUGUGCGCAUGUUGUUUGGAGAUUUGUUUCUAGUUUAGAAAUGAGGUCAUGGUUAUCACUGCUACACAUCACCAAAAUCACAUUGUUCGAUGUUUGUUGGAAGACAGCAAUUCAAUGAGCUUGCUUCUCCUUACAAGUCUUUAUUCCGUGACUUAGCACUUUCUAUCUAAAAAUCUCACGCCUGAGAAAGUGCUGAGCAAAAUGAGCUAAGCAAGACUCAAAGUCACCCAUUUUUAUCGAUUGUAGCUCAACCGAAUGUUGACCCUUUUCAAGAGGUGGGUUGCCAUAAAAAGUGCCUAAAUUCAAUGUCCCA